AGCCAUUUGCUUAUCAUAAAAGCACUCAGAAAUUUGCAGCUAAAUCUACAAAAACCCUCUACAAAAUCCACACAGGAAGAAAGACAUGGCUGAGUCUUACUCUCCUGCCAAGCUCGAGUUAUUUGCAACCAGAUCUGUGCAAGAGCAACUCGCUGAAGGUGAACUACUAGUACCAUCACAGAAAUAUAUUCUCAAAGAUGGAAUCACACUUCCAGAUGCUUCUGUUGACUUGAUGGAUGUUCCGGUUAUUGAUCUUGGUCUCCUCACACCUUCCUCAAUCAGUGAAGAAGAAUUUGACAAACUAAGAUCAGCUCUAACCAAAUGGGGUUGCUUUCAGGUAAUAAACCAUGGAAUGACUCCAGAAUUCCUUGACAAAGUCCGUGAAGUCACGAAACAAUUCUUUGCAAUGCCCCUGGAAGAGAAGCAUAAAUAUUUGAGGCCAGCCGACGAUAUUGAAGGAUAUGGGAAUGACAUGGUUUUUUCAGAGGAGCAAACACUUGAUUGGACAGACAGACUAUACCUUAAUGUUUAUCCACCAGACCUGCGCAAGCUAAAGUUUUGGCCUGAAAAUCCCAUAUCUUUUAGGGAUACUCUAGACCAGUAUAUCAGUCAGUUACAGGUGAUAACAGAAACUGUCCUUAAGGGCAUGGCGCGGUCAUUGAAUUUGGAGGAAGAUUGCUUUCUGGACAAGUAUGGAGAACAAAGGAAAAUGCAGGCUAGGUUCUGCUUCUAUCCUCCAUGUUCAAGGCCCGAUCGCGUACUCGGUGUCAAGCCACAUGGAGAUGGAUCACUGAUCACCCUUCUGUUGCAAGAUAAAGAAGUGGAAGGUCUUCAAUUUCUGAAAGAUAAUCAAUGGUUUAGAGCUCCAAUUGUUGCCGAGGCUCUUCUCAUUAAUGUUGGUGAUCAAGCAGAGAUAUUGAGCAAUGGACUGUUCAAGAGCCCAGUGCACAAGGUAGUGACAAAUGCAGAGAAGGAGAGGAUUUCUUUGGCUGUGUUCUGUCUUCCGGAUUCAGAGACAGAGAUUGGACCCUUUGAAAGCCUCAUCAAUGAGUCAAGGCCAAGGACCUUUGUCUUCUUACCGAUCCAUCGCUAA
Molecule: messenger RNA, 1093 nt
Organism: Fragaria vesca subsp. vesca
Lineage: Eukaryota; Viridiplantae; Streptophyta; Magnoliopsida; Rosales; Rosaceae
Product: protein SRG1-like
Exons: 5
Coding region: 86-1093 (335 amino acids)
Source: RefSeq, a predicted model, not a curated record